AUGAAAGAAUAAUACAAUAGCGAAAUUCAAAAGCUAAAAAGAGAUUUAGCAGUAUAAUUUGAAAGAGUAAAAGAUUUAACAAUUGAAAAAUAAUCUUUAGAAGAGCAAUAUCAUUAAUGUCGUAUAUACAAGAAAUUGUCUAAUAAGAAGUAAAAAAAGCCAGAGAAGAAGAAAGAUUGA
Ichthyophthirius multifiliis is the source of this 180-nucleotide messenger RNA. RefSeq lists its product as hypothetical. NCBI's taxonomy places the organism in Eukaryota, Ciliophora, Oligohymenophorea, Hymenostomatida. The transcript is spliced from 2 exons. The record is from RefSeq and is a predicted model, not a curated record.